GUAUAAAAACGUUUUCUCUCUCUCUCUCUCUACUUUCUAAAGAUUAACCAAAAAAAAAAAAAAAAAAACUUAAAGGUUGGAAGAAAGUUUGGGAGAGAAAGUGAGAGUUGAUCGCCUCUUGAGUCUUGAUCGAUCUGAAGUGUAAGUACAUAAAGACUACCUGCUAGCACAAAUGGAAGAAGAGAAACAUGCAAGUUCUGGAGAUGUCGAAGUGAAGCUAUCGGAGAAUAAGAUUGAUGUAGUGGAAGACAAACCAGAAAGACAUAUUUUAAUCAACAAUGACGAACAUCUUCAGGAAAAAGAAGCAAGCAAAGAAGAUUAUGAUGCUGUACUGGACGGGGAAUUCAUCAAGGUGGAGAAGGAAGUGGGAGAUGCGAAGGAGAACUCCCAAUCACACAGAUCUAUAGAAGUGGAAGAGAUACAAAACAAUGAAGCAACCAGCAUAAAUUUGUUGGAAGCUGGAGAGAAGAUCAAAUCUCUUGAGAUCCAACUUGAAAAGGUCACCAAGGAAUUGCAUGAUUCUGAAUCCGAGAAAGCGUUGUUGAAAUCUGAGGCUGAUUCAGCUAACAAGAAACUUGAUACAAUAAGUAAGCACGGUGAAGAACUUGAACUUGAUAACAACAGGAUGAAAGAAGAGAUUUCAGCAGCUGAACAAAAAUAUAGUAUGCAAGUUGCAUCACUUGAAGAGGCAUUGGGAACUCUAGAUGUGAAGCAAAAGGAACUGAGAGACUUGAAGGAUUCAUUCCAUGGAGCGUCAGCUGAGCUAGAGAAUUCUAGAAAGAAGUUGGAGGGGCUUGAAGCGGAGCUGGCAUUAUCAGCAAGUGAAGCAAGGAAAUUGGAGGAAUUGUCAAAUGAGAGAAGUUCACAUGCAGACAUACAAUCAAAGAGGGCCUCAGAGUUGGAGAAGAUGCUUGAACUUGCAAAAUGCAGUGCAAAAGAUAUGGAAGAUCAGAUAGGUAAUCUGCAGGAAGAACUUAAAGGCCUGUAUACUAAGGUUUCAGAACACAUGCAAGUCGAAGAAGCACUCAAUCGUUCCACAUUGGAACUUUCAGCAGUUCAGGAAAAGUUAAAGCUUUCAGAAUCUCAGGUAUUAGAGUUAGAGCGGAAGUUUGCUUCCAAGGAAGAUAUUAUAAAGGAACUGACUCAAGAAUUGGACGUCCAUAAAUCCUCUCAAGAGAGGAUGAAGGAAGAGUUUUUAGGGCUUGAGGACAUGCUUUCUUCAUCCAGAGAUGAAAUCCAGUCAAAGAUUAUUAACUUGGAAGAAGCUGAGCUGAAACUUCAACAGGAGAUUAAAUCCAGGGAAGAUGUUGAGGCUAGUUUGAGAAACCAAGGGAUGCAGAUGCUAAGCUUGCAGGAUGAGUUCAAGAAAUUGACAGGUGAAAAGGAAGAUCUUCUUAGUACUGUGGCUGAUCUAAACACAAACUUAUCCCUUACAAAAGAACUAUGUGGCCAGUUGGAGGACAAAUUUCUUGUUGCAGACCAGAACUUUAACAAAACAGAUUCACUCCUCUCACAAGCUCGCUCUUACAAUGCAGAGCUUGAGGAAAGGCUGAAGUCACUUGAAGAGCUUCAUGGAGAAUCCAGAAUGGUUGCAGAGACUGCUUCCCAGAGAAACCUUGAGCUUGAAGGUCUAAUUCAAUCAUCCUCUGCAGCUGAAGAGGGGCUUAAGGAACAACUGAGAGAAAAAGAGGUGAAGUUGAUUUCUGCUGAGCAGAAGAAUGUAGAGUUUGAGGAACAGAUGGCUCUCGCAGAAUUAAAAUUCACUGGCGCAGAAAGUGAAAUUAAAUUGCUCACUGAGAAAAUAUUGGAGCUCACUGUUAAAUCAAGCAAUCUUGAGGAAGAAAGGGAGCUAUUGAAAGGCCAGAUCCAGCAAGAUAAAGAAAAGAUUAGCCAACUGGAAUCAUCUUUGAGUGAAGCUGAUUCUAGAAGCUCAAAGCUUGAACAGGAGGUAAAGGAUCUUGCAGAAGUACGUGAUGCACAUGAAGGACGAGCAGCUGCAGCACAUCAGAGACUUGCAUUCAGCAUGUCUCAAUCACAAACAAGCAGGAGAUGCUGGAAGAACGGGGAAGAAUUAGAGCUGUUGCUGGAAAAUGCACGCCAACUAAAUGAAAACCUGGAACAGUUAGCAAGCGAUGCAGAAGCCAAAUACAGAGAUGCUGAAGCAGAAUCAAAGCAAUACAGCAGCAGAGUUUCUGAGCUUUCUACAGAACUGGAAGCAUAUAAAACAAAAUCAGAAAGCCUAGAAAUUAUUGUCCAAGAAACAAAUGAGAAGGAGAGACAAUUGACAGAUAUGUUGAACAAAAUUACCGAAGAAAAGAAUGAACUUGAAGAGUUGUCAAACAUCUCAAGCGAAAAGCUUUCACAGGCUGAAAAGUUCAUUGAGGAAUUGCAAAAUGAGAUGAAAUCUGCACGAGGGAACUUGGAAAGCAUCGAGGAAGAGCUCAAGGCAUCAGGUAUAAGAGAGAAUGAGAUUCUUAUGAAACUCAAGUCUGCUGAAGAGCAGUUAGAGCACCAUGGAAGGACAGCAGAGCAAGCUUCUACAAGAUGUUUGGAGCUAGAGUCAAAUCAUGAAUCUUUUCGAAAUGAAUCAGAGCUCAAACUCCAAGAAGCAAUCAGUGGCCUUACUCUUAAAGAUUCAGAAGCUAAACAGUUAAAAGAGAAGGUAACGUUCCUUGAAGAGGAAGUAAUAAUCCAUCAGCGUGAAGCAGUAGAAGCUGCUGAAAAAGUUGCCUCAUUAGAGGCAGAACUGGAAGCAAGUGCAGCAAGAUUUUUUGCUUUAGAGAACACAGUUGAGGAACUUAAAGAAAAGUUCUCAGAUUCUGAAACAAAUCUUGAGCAGUCCUAUUCAGAGAAUGAAUUGCUGGCAGGAACAAAUUCACAGCUUAGAUCAGAGUUGGAAGUCCAUCAGGCUAAAGUUAAUGAGCUUAAUGAGCUGCUAAGCUCCAUUCAUGCAGAGAAGGAGGCAACUGCUGAGAAACUGGCUUCUCAUAUAAAAACUAUAGAAGAAUUGACUAAUGAACAUUCAAGAGGCUUGGAACUCAACUCUGCAACUGAAUUGCGCUUUAGAGAAACAGAACUCCAACUACAUGAAGCUAUUGAGAAGUUUACUCAGAGAGACUCUGAAGCAACAACCCUGAAUGAGAAGCUGCUAGCACGUGAAUCACAACUGAGAAGGCAUGAGGAACAACUUGCAGAAGUGAACACUUUUGCAGAAAAUAAGAAUGUGGAGUUGGAGGAGGCUUUACUUAAAAUGCAGAACUUGAAAACAACUAUUGAGGAGAUGCAAGGCAGGGCUCAUCAAUUUGAAACAGAGAAUGAAGGUUUAGCCCGAGCAAACAUGCUUCAGACCGAACAGCUGGCAACAUAUGAGACAAAAGUGAAUGAGUUAGAGACAUCACUGCAUGCAGCUGUUGCAGACAAAGAGGAUGCAUUGUUGCAGCUUAAGUCAUCGAAAAAGACAAUAGAAGACCUGACACAACAGCUUGCUUCUGAUGGGGACAAGCUCCAAUCCCAGAUAUUCUCUGUUAUGGAAGAAAACAACACGCUCAAUACAAUGUAUCAGAAUGCGAAAGAAGAACUACAGUCAGUUACAGUGCGGUUGGAAGAACAAAAGGCAAGGGAAAUCUCUCUUAAUUCUGAGUUAGACAGCCUAAAAUCAGAGAUUGCGAGAAUGAGAACAGCAGCUUCAGAGGAGGAAGCAGCAAUAUCUUCUAAACUCGAGGAACACUCAAAUAUACUCUGUGAAAGAGAUGGUCUCAACGAAAAGUUAAAGCUGCUCCGGGAGGAACUCACUCUUGCUCACAACAGUAUAGCAGAGCAGAAAGAAUCAGAAUCCAGAAUGGUGCUUGAAAGAGAUGCUGUGAGAGAACAGACCCUUGGAGAGAUGGAAGCUGAGCAUCAGCGUGCCGUUCUUCUAGAAAAGCAAGUGGAGGAGUUGAAGCAGAAGUUGCAACUAGCUGAAACACAAUAUAAUGAAAAGGUUGCAGAAGAAAGCAAAAAGGUAGAUCUUCUCAAUGUUGAGCUCAUUGAUUUGAAACAUAAACUUAGCCAGAAUGUCGAGCUAGAAAAGAAAAUUGCUGAUCUCCAGAACAAACUUGAGAAUGCAAAAUCUUCGAAGCAGCCUAAAGAUGCAACUAUAGAAGGCAGUUCAAAUGCAGGAACAGAGGUUAGAUCCAGAGAGCUUCCAUUUGAUAAUUUAUCAGCACCCACACCAAAAAGGAACAAAGGAAACGAAGGAGUGCAUAGAUCUACAGCAGAUGUGACUCCUCUCAGUCCACCAUCAGGGAUCAUGGCCUUCAAGUUCAUCCUUGGUGUUGCCUUGGUGUCUGUGGUCAUCGGCAUCAUUCUGGGAAAGAAAUAUUAGUAUUCAGUUUGUAUUCUGUCUCUUCUCUUUUCUUCGUCAUGUAACGUAAAGCCGGGAAAAAAAAGAACAGGAGAGAGAAGGGGAAAACAAGGUCAUGAAAUAAUAGAUUUUGAGGUCAGUUUUGAAUGGGGUUUUGAUUUUGUGGGUCAUCAUUUCUUAAGAGAAGCUAUGAUGAUUGUUGGUGAGAAGUUCUUGGUUGUGCAAAGAUCGGAUGGGGAUUUGUUUUUGAUUAAUUCCUAUCCAUUUUCCAGUACAUGCAUGAGGGGCUUCUGCAUGCAGUUCAGAUUUGUGAUGUAAUUCUUUUUUUUUUAAAUGCCUUGUAAGUAAAUGGUACUAGGUCUGUGCUUGUGAUAUUUUUUGUUGAGGUCUGCAUAUCAGUUAUUUUAUGUUCUUGCAA
Messenger RNA from Asparagus officinalis (garden asparagus), 4760 nucleotides. RefSeq names its product myosin-2 heavy chain-like. The coding region runs from base 173 to 4363 and encodes 1396 amino acids. NCBI's taxonomy places the organism in Eukaryota, Viridiplantae, Streptophyta, Magnoliopsida, Asparagales, Asparagaceae. The transcript is spliced from 8 exons. The record is from RefSeq and is a predicted model, not a curated record.